Molecule: messenger RNA, 3762 nt
Organism: Cyprinodon tularosa
Lineage: Eukaryota; Metazoa; Chordata; Actinopteri; Cyprinodontiformes; Cyprinodontidae
Gene: egfl6
Product: EGF-like-domain, multiple 6
Exons: 13
Coding region: 326-1945 (539 amino acids)
Cellular component (GO): membrane
Molecular function (GO): calcium ion binding
Source: RefSeq, a predicted model, not a curated record
UCAGAGCAGUAUCAUUUCACAGAGUCAACCCACCUCCAGAACUUGAGAGGGGAUGAAGGGGAAGCAAAUUAUGGGAUACAAAGAGUAGCUGGGGCACAGAAAAAGGACUAAAUUACCUUUUUUUUAAACUCUAGAAAAAGAAGACACGUUUUUGCUCUUAAAAUACAUGAAAUCCAGCGUGCCUUUAGUGAAAUCCUCAAAUGAGAUGUGUUCCUGUUUGAGGAAAUUAAUAAAAGUGUAUCUGAGGCAGGAAUAGUUAGAGCUCCCAGGCUGAAGUCAGUCCCUUGGAGGAAACAAAGCAACACGGCUGCUAAGAUUUUGAGACAUGGAGCCAUUUACUUUGAUUGGAGCAUUUUUCAUCCUGCAGAGCAUCUCCUUUAGCAGCACAGAAGCUUAUAGGCACCAUCGACAAGUCCCUAAUGGAAGCCAGCCAGGCGUUUGUCGCUAUGGAAGUAGACUGGAGUGCUGCUAUGGCUGGAAGAAAAACAAUAAAGGGCAGUGUGAGGCUCAGUGCGAGCACGGCUGCAAGCAUGGAGAGUGUGUUGGCCCAAACAAAUGCAAGUGUUUUCCUGGAUACACCGGGAAAAUGUGUAAUCAAGAUUUGAAUGAGUGUGGCCUAAAACCCCGUCCCUGUGAGCAUCGUUGCAUGAACACUCACGGUAGUUACAAGUGCUACUGUCUGAACGGAUACAUGCUAAUGUCCGAUGGAUCAUGUGCCAAUUCCAGGACGUGCUCUCUUGCCCAUUGUCAGUAUGGAUGUGAGGAAGUAGAGGGGGAGAUCCGUUGCCUCUGUCCAUCUGCAGGCCUUCAACUGGGCCAAGAUGAGAGAACUUGUGUAGAUAUUGAUGAAUGCAUAACUGGGAAGACUGUCUGCCCAUACAAUAGACAAUGUGUGAACACCUUUGGCAGCUACUACUGCAAGUGCCAGGAUGGCUUUGAUCUAAAAUAUGUCAACGGCAAAUAUGACUGUGUAGAUCUCGACGAGUGUGAAGAUGAAACCCACAAGUGCAGUCAGCAUGCUGUUUGCCUAAACACUCCUGGAUCCUACAGGUGUCGGUGCAAACCUGGCUUCAGAGGCAACGGUUUUGAGUGUUCUGCCAAGCCAUUUUAUCAGAGGUCAUGGGAUGGAGACAAAGGCAGUGCAGAUGAUUCCCUUAAUGCCAUCCCAGACUCCCAGGUGAGGCCAGAGAUUCUGGGAGGUACGUUUAGCAACAAGGACAUAAAAAACACCAUACCAGAAGCAGUCGUGACGCCAUCCCCUAAGGUCCUCCAUCAACCUUUCGACUACGACGGAGAAAUCUAUGUUGGGACCCCAAAGGAGGAAGCACAAGAGGAAUUUCCUGAGGAGAAGGGAGAGGAGGAAGGGGAAGAAAACCAGCUCAAUCCAAGAGGAGAUGUUUUCAUCUCAGAGGACUUUGAGUCAGUGUUUGGACCCAACACAGAAGUCAAAGAAAUCUACAUUGAAUCACCACAGGAAGAAUAUUUCUUGGACUGCAACUUCGACCAAGGAGCAUGUGAAUGGGUCCAAGACAUAACUGAUGACAUGGACUGGACUGUGGCCUACCAUGAUAAUGAUGGCAACUACUACAUGGCUUUGAGUGGGCUGAUAGGUGGCAGAGAAGAUGUAGCUAAGCUGAAAUUGCUGCUCAGUGACCGAGCCCAGUAUGGCAGCUUCUGCCUCACCUUUGACUAUCGGGUGGUGGGUCAUGAUGUGGGCUCGCUCAGGGUGCUGCUGGACAACAAUGCUUACCCUGUGUGGGAACAGAGCCAAAGCAAAAACCAGGGCUGGCAGACUGAACUCCUUACUGUGGCCUGGAGAGAGGAGGCCCCGCAGUCUAUCAUCUUUGAAGCUCAGCGUGGGAAAGGCAUUGGAGGUGAAAUAGGGUUGGAUAAUGUUGUGCUGACAUCAGGACACUGUCAAGAAGAUAUAAAUCCAAUCUUUUAGGAAUCAAACAUCACUAAUUUCUUUUUCUUUAAUAAUCUGCUCAGUCAACUUAAUUAUGGGUGCAUGCAAGUUUGCUUUCACACCACCUGUUACGUUUUUCUGAUUCAGCUAAAUUCUUUAUUCUCAGUUAAUAAUUACUCUAAAUAAAACCCAGAUGACUCAUAUCUCAGGAAAAGAUGGAAGAGCUAAGUUCUUAAGUUCUGUUUAUGGCUUCACAUUUAUUUCAAAACGCUUGUGGCAAAAUAAACAUACUUGCAUGUUUGUUAAAGUACUUCUGCACAUGGUUUAUCUACCACCACACAACAAAAUCACAUAUGCGUGAGAAACUGCCACUCAGAGAGGAGAGAAUUGUUCCCUGCGCGUACCAGCUUCUUCCCGCCCCUUCCGCAGACAAUCUGCUGCACCUCUCCAAAAUUGUAGGUGACCGCAGACAGUGCCGCAGAUAGGAGCCUCUGAUGGGUCAAAUCUACAUCCGAUCUACUCAUGCAUAUUUCCCGUUUGGUACCUUACCGGCUUGUUUUGUUUGUAUGAUGGCCAUUGCGGAAAACAACUUGUGAAGAUGGACCAGCGAGAAGAGCAAGGUGCACGAGAAUGCUGGGACCCUUUUUCCACCUGGAUACCAGCAUUUUUUCGCCCUCAUUGUCCCUCCGUUGUCAGAAAAACUUGCCCCAACUUCCUCACCUCCUCGGCCGUAUCUAGACCUACAGCUAGUUCAUGAUUGUCCCUCUUGCAUUGUGGCGUGGAAUUACAUAACACAGACCACGCUUCAAAAUUGAGCAUAAAUCAAAAAUGUCUGCAUCAUACCUGCAACAAGCUCACUGCGACACACUGCUGUGGGAGUAUAACCAGCCCUUAAGCCUCCUCCUGAUUGGGCCUUGCAGACACGAUCACACUGGAAGCAGUUUCAGGAAGACAACGGCUGGAGAUGGUACAGUGACGGAGGCUUCUUCAACGUUUGUGUUAGGUGGGGUAAGUGUCAGUUAAAGGCUUCCUGACACUACUUCCCUUAUGAUUGUUUCUGCAAAGCCCAAUCAGGAGGAGGCUAUCCUUGAGCGUGGCCACUGGAUAGAAAAUCGUGCGCUCCGUGAGAUCCCAAGCAUGACCCUGAGAAGGCGUGGGAGGAGCGGGCGUGUGCAGAGAGUGAUUUUCUCCUCUCGAAGCGACAGUGUCUCUCGCAUGUGUGAUUUUGUUGUGCUGUGGUAGAUAAGAAAUAGUUUAAGAUACAUGUGAGUAUGUUAUUUUUAUUCACGGGCGUUUUGAAAUAAAUUGUGACGCAAUUCCUCUUAAGCAGUAUUGUACUGGCGUUAUGUUUGUGACAUUAGAUUGCUGAAGCAAACUACAUAAAAUACAAAAUGUAAUGUGAAUCAAAGGUUAGAUAAGUUACAUUUUUGAAGGCUGUUUUGUUGAAAAUAGGUAUAUAUUGCCAAAACUGUAUUAAAUUUGCGGUGAAUGCUUAUAUUAAACAUGUUUUUUCUAAUGCCGGGAAAUAUUAUUCCUUUUAAUUAAUAUUGACCAAUAUGGAUGCUAUUAUUAGAAACCUUAUAGAAAUAUAUUCAUGCCUUUUAAUGUCAGCAUUUCUGUUUAAUAUUUUGUAUUGGUUAUCGAAAUCAUUUUAUAUGAGUACAAAACAAAAUGUAAAGGCUUCCAACUACCUCGAGAAAGUCAGUUUUAAAGCGAAACACAGCAAGACUUGUACUUUGUUAUUUUGCUGGAUUUUGUGAUUUAAACAAAGAAAGAAAUCUGAACCAAUGGCUCUGCAGUUUUUUAAUCUAUAAUUAUAAAUUGAAAAUGAUAAGUUUGAAGAUAGAAAAAUGCAG